Molecule: messenger RNA, 2755 nt
Organism: Linum trigynum
Lineage: Eukaryota; Viridiplantae; Streptophyta; Magnoliopsida; Malpighiales; Linaceae
Source: the annotation of a GenBank genome assembly
AUCAAAUUAAUUACCCCCAACAUACACCCUACAUUAAAUUACCCAAUCUGAACCGACAUACCAUCAAACAAGUAUGAGUAUCGUCAUAUCUCCCGAACCCCUACCCGUGAGUCAUAUGCUAUAAAAAAUAAAUACCAAAUACUAAAAAUGAGAUUACCCAAUGUGGCAUUAAAGAAACCCCAACCUGGCAGUAAAAUACAAUUAUGGUGCUGUAGACAACAGAAGUGGUCGAAGUGGCUGACGUAAAGAACUAAAAUGUUGACCACUGACUGAACUGAACCUCCCUAUAAAUCUCCUAACUCAAUCCUGCCUUUCCUCCCACCUUAAAUCCAAGAUAUUAGCCUACCUCCUUUUUUUCCACAAUGUCGAGACUAAUAGGUCUGGCCAUCCUCCUGGUCACCAUUUCCAUGUCGGUUCCAACCCCAUUAUCCGCCCACGACCAACCACCGGUCAGCUGGGCCAAACGGCUCGACUCGGGAACCGGCCCGGACACCGUAACCAACCUCCAGUUCUACUUCCACGACAUCCCCAGCGGCAGCAACCCGACCGCCGUCGAGGUCGUCAAGCCGGUCGCCACCGCGUCCCACUCCAACCCCUUCUUCGGCGAAGUCGUCAUCGUCGACGACCCGCUGACGUUAACCGCCGACGUGGGCUCGAAGCUGGUGGGCCGGGCCCAAGGGAUGUACACGGCCUCCAGCCAGAACGAGCCCGCGAUCAGCAUGUCCAUGAGCUUCGGGUUCGUUGACGGGCCCUACGACGGCAGCUCCCUGAUCGUCAUGGGCAAGAACAUGUACAUGAGCCCGGCCCGGGAGGUUCCCGUCGUCGGCGGCACGGGGCUGUUCAGGAUGGCGCGUGGAUACGCGGUGGUGAAGUCGGUCACGCUGAACUCCACCAGCGGAGUUGCUGUUGUGAGUUAUAACGUUACGGUGUAUACUCCGGCUGCCGGUGCAUAUUGACAAGUCUAGCUAGUCGGCUGCGACUCCGAUGACGACUAAAGCGUUGAAUUCUUCUUCUUCUUCCACCACGAUGAUGGCUGUGGUUGCAGCUGCCGCAUUCCUUUAAUUUUGUUUUGUUACUCACUUAUGAGGGAUGUUAUGUUUUUAAGUGGUUGUUAGUUUUCGUGAUUUGGAACUAAUAUGGGAUGGAUGUUAAUGUUGUCGUUUCUAUAUUGUUUUAUCAAUUGGGAUGUUUUGUUUUUUAAGUCUUGUUUUGGUUUGUGUUUUUUCUUCUUUGUUAAUCCUAAUAUCAAAAUAAGAGAGUAAUUGAUAAACAAUUGCUUCUUCCUUGUACUCUUAGAGCAUCCAUAUUAGAAUUGCAUUUGGAAUUAUAUUAUGACGUGGCAUUAAUGUAAUUGCAUUGAUGUAGAGGACAAUUGCAUCUUUGCAAACUUGCAUAUAAUGCAAUUAUGGAAUGCAAGCCACUUCAUAUUUUUUAUUAUUAAAUCAUUCAUUAAUUUUAUUAUUUGAGUGUUUGCGUUUUAAUAAAUUAAAUUAAAAAAAUUAGUUGCAAUUGCAAGUCAAUUGCAUUGAUGUGGUGCAAUGAAAGUAAGAUGAGUUGGAUUGCAAAAAAAAUGAAGUAACAAUAAAAAACACAAAUGCAACUGUACCAAUGGAGAUGCCCUUAUUAACUUACUCGUUCUUACAAGUAAGGAAAAGAGAUGGAGAGACCAUUACCCACAAUGAUACACGGCGGCGGAUCCAGAACAGGUUAGCAGCACUGGGCCGCAUUUAAAAAGCGGUGGAGAGGGCUAGGCCGUAACCCUAUAAACAUUGAAAUAUAUACCCAAAAUCGAAAAUUUACAAGUACUAUACGAGCUUUGGAUCCGGGGAGGACUGGGUCGUGACCCUGGUGCGGUCCCCCUAGAUCCGCCACUGAUGAUACAACAAGAUUCAAUUCUGAUAUCGGUCGGUCGCUGAACUCAUCGCCUUCAAUAACAGUAGAGCUAUACCACUGUAGCCAAUUCACACCUAUGUUACUACUUACUAGGACACGAAGCCCUACUUUUUCGACAGUAAUAAAAAAACGUAAUCGUAUCUGAGCUAUUACAAACGUUUUUUAUUCGCGUAUAAUUGUACACAUUUUACCCCUCAUUUUUUGAUAGUUUGACAUUGCAUUCCGUCGUCCCUCGACAUAUUUUACGCUAGGUUGUUCUUGUUUUGUCAUAUUUCGAGUCCUAGCACGUGUAGAAAGGUCGAUGACGAGAUUCAGGACGAUUGGAGUCGAAACGGGCCAAAAAGUGAAGAAAACAUAUGUAAUGAUAAGAUUAAAUCAUUUUGUCAAAAAAAAAAAAUUAAAUCAUUUUUGGGUUCACUUUGAGUUAGAAUGCAUGUAUUAUCUUUUUGUUAGACCCACCUAUAAUCACUCAAAAUGAAUGAUUAUAAAUCUCUACCAAAAGGUGAGAUUGUUAACAAUGGAUUGUCUACUCUACUUUUUAUUUCAUUAUUGCUUCUCCAAACAAAGUAUUUUGCUAAUACAUGCAUUGAAACAAUGUAUCAAAUAAUAAUCCACAAAUUGAACAAAUACACUUAUUUGGAGAAUCUCAACCUCCAAACAUGCCGUUAAAAUUCACAGGCAGCUCGAUGGAGGAAAAUGAGAGGGUGGUCACUGCAUGAAUGGCACUGGGUUGUCGUAGCCCAACGUGGCAUUAAAGAAAAAAAAGCCCAACCAACCCGGUAUUAGAAUACUAUAAUGGGCCUUCCACAAGGGCCAGGCCCCAAGUAGCAUAGAUAAUAAAAAAUAAAAUAGAUAACCCCAC